AUGAAUUCUCAGUGGAAAAUGGAUUCCCUUUAGACGGGUCUUUCCUCUUCAAUUGUCGAGUCUAAAAUCUCCGUCUUUUUAUUUCCCAGAAGAAGAAGAAAAACACAAACAUGGAGAAAAUUCCAGCAGCUUCUGCAAUGGAAUGGAGUAUUGAUCUUGAGAAAGGCCUCCGUUCCAAAAACCCUGGCAAAUGUAUUGAAGCAAUAUUAGAAAUUGGGCCAAGGCUUGAGUGGUGGAAUAGAGAAUCAAGAAUUUCAGUUGCAGAGUACAAAAUCUUCCAUUUAAUUCCCGGUGAGGAUAAGCUCUUCGCGAAUGCUAUCCUUCUUCGGCUGGCGGAUGCGUUUAGAGUGGGAGACAAACGAAUUAAAACGUGCAUUGUGAAGGUAUUUAGGGAGGAAUUGAAAAGUAGGAGGAGAAGGAGUGGGAGAAAGGUGGAAGAUGGAAUUUUGUCGAAAAAGAAGCUGGAGAAUUAUUUGGAGAUUUUAAGGAGAGUUAAGGUUGUGUUUGAUGAGGGAGAUGUCGAAGAAAGAGCUUUAGCGUUGUAUUUGUUUGGUUGUUGGGCUGAUUUCGCAAAAGAUAGUGCUGAUGUUCGAUAUGUUAUACUUUCGAGUGUUGUUUCUGAUGAUGUUCUUGAGGUGAAGGCUGCUUUGUUUGCUGCUGGACGUUUCUGUGAACUGGCAAAUGACUUUGCUAGUGUCCUGAUGGAGAUGCUUACUAAUAGGUUGACAUCAUGUGAAACAUCAAUGGCCUUAAAGUUAGUAGGAGGGCGAGCAUUGGCUAACAUGUGCUGCUCAUUAUCACUUGCUAACAGAGCAUAUGAGACAGGUUUAAAGCUGCUCUUGGACUCAUCAGAAGAAAAUUUCUCUGCAGUUAUGCUGGUAUCACUUACAAAACUUGCUUCUUGUUGGACUCUACUGAUUCCUCAGCAGAUAGAACUGCUUUUCUCUUAUCUGGCUAAGUGCAGAGCAACUCAUAUUGAAGUUACAACUUUAACAUGUCUUCAAUUUCUUUUUGCAAGAGGAGUUUGUCCUUGUCCUGCAUCUAGAGAUAUGGUUCAGAAUUUCUUUGAUAUGCUGAAUCAAUCCAAAUUUCCACCAUCUGUGCUGCGUCAAGUUCUGAAAGUCUUGCAAAAGAUGCUUUCAUAUAACCUACCAACCUUACCUAGCUCAGAGAUGUUUAUGGUGUUCUCCACGUUCUUGAAGUUUAUUGAGAAUGUAAAUCAAUCUUCAAUCAUGUCAGAGAGACUUGUAGCUGCACGUGUUCUAGUAAAUAUUUUGUGCAAGUUUCUGGGAAGACCUAAACUGGAACAUGAUGAAACAGCUUUCACUCUGGCAUACCAAGUAAUUUCGUUCAUUAUGGAUCGCAUUUCUGAGCUAGUGAAUUCAAUCGUGACUAGACAUACUUUUCUGGUGAAUGGUCUCAAAACAACUAAGAAAGGGCUCCUGGAUGGAGAUCAGGCCAAUGAAGAGUUGGAGCGAGAAGUGACAAGCUUGCUUAGAUCUAUCUUUUAUCUGGUUGAAAACCAUUCAGACAUCAGUGGUUUGGUGCUAGAUAGAGUUGGCAUAUUUUUGGAGCAUCUAGUGAGCACGCUUUGCAGGGAUGUAAGCAUAGAGAAAGACAACUUUUUAAACUAUGAACUGUCAGAAUGUGGUGAAGAAUACAAGACAGCAAAUAUACUAAAACUUGUGUUUUCUCUAACGAGAAUAAUAGUUACUUGUCUGGAAAACCCUGAAGUAGAGCAUGCAGAAACAGCUAAAGUCCUGAAUUCCUUAAAGCUUUUGAUAGAUUAUGUAUGCAAGUCCACCCCAAUUGGUUCAUCUACAUACACCAUUUACCUGCUUUUGCUUCACUUUCAUAGUGCCUGUAAGUGCAUCUGGCGACAGAUUAACCCCAUUGUAUACCUUGAUGACAAUUAUACUCCAUUUUAUGCUGGUUCUUUUCUUCACGAUAAUACUUUUAUUGCUGAAUUUGGAAAAAAAAUGUUUGGAGGAAGAGAUAAUUGGUCUUCUUAUAAAGCUGGAAAGCGUGCAGCUUUACAGGGACUAUGGUCGAAUGCUGCUUUCAUAUUUGAGCGACUCACAAAAAUGGCUGUUUCUAAUUCCAGCUAUGUCUGGUUGAAAACCUUGAAUUUGUUCUCACAUUCUGAAAGUCAGAUUGAGUAUUUUGGGAUUAUUAAUGUGAAAGAUAGUUUGUCUGAAGCUGGAGAAGAAAUUACUCCGAAAAAUAAUUUGUAUAACUAUGUUGAAAUUCUUGUCAGAGCUUAUGAUGGCGUUCACCUUGCAGAGAAAACGCUGAAGAUGUCUGCUCCUGGGCUUUCCUUCACUUUUCAAAGGUGGUUUUUGGCUCUUAGAGCAAAAUUUUUGGAGAUUCUGGUGGACUUAAGCACACUCUUAGGUGCAGUUUCAUUUCUAGAAGAUAGCAGUAGCUGUGGGCCAGAAAAGAUGACUGUUUUGGUUCCAAGUAUGAUACCUUUGGAAAGAUACAGAUUCUUGGUGGAUUCUCUUGCCUCAGUAUCUUCCCAGCUCAAGAAGUUGGCAGAUGAAUUUGAUUUAUUAGCAACUUCUUUUGUUGGCAUGGACAGAAAAAGCAUGGGGAUACUUUUAUGCUUGUCAGCAGGUUGUUCGCUGUUGGCCUUCAGUACUGGGUUGUUCUUAUCUAUCCCAUACUUACAUGUUUCAGAAAAUAGCGUGACUAAAUGUCUAGAUGGCUCAGAAGGGCAUCAUCGUGGUGUGCUUAUUCAAGAUUUAUUUGAGAGGCUAUCACUUGUAGACUCUGAAACCAGCAAACAUCUUUGGAUGCUAUUAAAGGUUUAUGGAAAGUCCGAGAGCUGUUUUCUGUCCAAGUCCGGAAAUCAAGCUGCAGGCCUUUAUUACGAGGCAAGUAGCAUUGUUAAACUUUUUAAAUAUGCUGUUUCAGAGAUUGUUGGCCUCCAAAAUGAGGCACGCAUAUUUUGCAGUGAUGAAACCAAAUCUCAGAUUUCUAGUCAUGGACUAAAGUUGUUGUUGAGCAUCAUUUGGAAGUGGAUGCAGAUCCCCUUCAGGUGUCCGGAUUACUUUUUUCAAGUAAGGGAUAAUGUUUUUUCAGAGCUAUUUUCCAUGAAUGAAAAUGGUGAAAAUUUUGAUGGGAUGUCUGUCUCAUUAGGCAGCCAUCUAUCUCUGAAUUUGUGCCUUAAAUUGAAAAACAUGCCACCGUCCCUUCACCUUCAGCUUUCUAAGCUUUAUUGCAUCCUUAGCUGUACUGUUCCAUCUCCACAUGGAAAGAACAUAGAGAAAUCAUGGUUGAAUAGUGAAGAAUGGGACACUGAUGAUAUUCUAGCUUUGAAUCAUAAGCUCAUGAGGUAUGCCACUGGGUCUUCUACGCCUAAUGCUAUGCAGGAUCGAACUAAUGCUGGUAGCAGGUGGACAGAGGAGUAUUUGUGUUUUCGUCUUAAUGAGAGAGGCCAAGGGUUCUCGACUUGCUUGCUUGAUGUGUCUGCUUUUCCUCCAGGAAACUAUAAAAUUAAAUGGCAUAGUUGUUGGAUAGAUGAUGAAGGUUCUUAUGGGAGCCUCCUUCCCAUGAAUCCUGGUCCCAACUUUGCUAUCGAGAACCCUUCUAAUUCCAGAACAAUGCAGACAGAAGUUUCUUGACUAUUUCAUAUAAGAGGAGCUAUGAUUGAUUCCUGUUCUUUUGGUGCCUGGGGAUUUUAGGUCAAUUUGAUCAUCAAACUUCCAAUAGAUGGAUUUUACGCAUAUAUGAGAGAGGGAGAAGUCUCAUCACAGAAACCACCAGUUCCACUAGGAUUUUGCUGCAAUUUUGUGGUUAAGUUCAUAAAAAAAACUCAGACCAUCCCCUGUAGACAGCAGCCGUCUGGGCUGCACCCAGAGUUGAAGGAUCAUGUACCUUCCAACAAACCUCCUUUUUCUGUUUCUUCAAACCUUGUGCUGCUACACCUGGUGAUACGGAAUUCACAUGCAUCCUGGGUCCAAGACUAUUUUAAACAAUUUAUUGUUCCUAUGGCUUCUGCUCUUGCUGCCCUGUAGCCCUACCUGAUAUCCUUAAAGAGUCCAAGACUCGCUGAGUCGCUGAACUUCUCCCUAUCAGCCAAAGUCUUGUAAGCUUUAUCGGAGGAUACGCUGGUGCACUUUAAGAGACUCUUUUCUAUGAUUGGCGAGUUCCAGGGAACCCUGUCCAAUCUAUUGUUUCUGUGUCAGCUGAGUGGCUGAACUUCUUCCUAUCAGGCAAGUCUUGUAAGCUUUAUUAGAGGAUAUGCUGGUUCACUUGAAGAGAAUCUUUUCUAUCAAUGGUUUCCAUGUCCGGUCCAGGUGCUACUAGUUCUUCAGUCUGGAACAAGAAAAUAGACCACAAUUUGCUUUGCAGGUUCAUAGACCUGGUUAGUUUAGUUAGUUAGCUAAGGAUCCUCCUUUUUUAGGGCAUUUCGUGGAAGUUGAAUUGCCAUCUGACUUUUGUAGCUCAUGGAUGUAAGACCUGGAGGCAUAUCACUCUGUUUGAUGGGCGUGUUAUCUUGUUCUGGUUUAUGGUGAGGAAGUCAACAUAAAGAGCAAGCAAGGAAAUUGGGAAUGUUCCUGUGGGAGAAUUGUAUUAAAUGGACGUUGAAUUGGUAUUAAUUAUAACUUCCAGAAAGGAAUACACAUAGAAGCGUGGUUAUGUUGCUGAAGAUCUAUAUUAUCUGGAGCUGUGACUUUGGUUUUUCGGAUACUUGAAGUGGUCUUCCUACCAGAAGGAUAACUUGAUUCUGAGGUGAGGGCAUCAUGAGUACUAGUAGACUUGAGCAGUUUUGCUCGUUGGUCCGGAGCUUGGCCAUGCAACUGUACAGUGUGCCUUUUCCUGCCUCCUACAGGAAACAAAGCCCAAAGGAGGCUAAUUGUUACAGGUAGAAGUUAGGUAAUGCUUUCACUGCAGUUAUCACAGUAGGCAAUGUUCUCCAGAUAAGGCUUAAAAUGCUGAUAUUGUAGAUGAAUUGCUAAUAGCUAGAGAUAUGAGAAGGCAAGACUGUCUCAAGUGUUUGAAGUGUUUGUGCAGAGAGAGGCCAAUUUGUGUGCCAAGUGUGGAGCUCCCUCUGAGGACGUCAGACAAAAUUUGUGCAAGUGCGCACAAAUCCAGAAAAAGCUGGAGUUGCCAUCUAGUUUUUUCAGUUUAAGGACACCAAUUCCUUGUUAGAUUUGCUAGUCUAUUGGUAAAAGUCGGAUGGAUACGUGCACACCUUGGCUUAUCAGAUUUUUUUGCAGUAGUCUUUCUUCCUUAUUCUACUAUGGCUGGCUUGUGGACAAAGCUGGGGUCAGUAAUGGCUGAAUGUGCCAAGAAAAAGGGAGAAAAGAAGAAGGUUUCAGGACUUUUUUUUCCUUCCCUUGCUUAGAUUUUUUACUGGGAAAAAGUGAUGAAAUUUCCUCUGUCGAUAUUCUCCAUUAUCACAAAGUACGGCCGUGAAACAUGAGGUCAGAUUAUGAGAAUGUUUCAGAAGAAGUUUGUCCUUCUUAUCUCCAUUCCAAGAAAAAGAGUUCAAUGUUUCUUUUAAUUCCUGCCUAGACGCCCGAGUUAAGAAAAAGUGAAACAUGUCUCACUCGUUGGUGGACUUUGUCUCUUAAAUUUGUUCUUCAGUCUUUGGUGGACUUUCCCUUUCACAUACUCUAUUGCUUGGAGGAAAUUUAGGUGGGCAGCAGUUGGAAUUAAGAAGACGAAAAAUGUGUUUUUGACUUUUCAUUGGUAUGAAAUUUCUGACCAAAGCUGCAUUCCACAUUGUCUUCGUGGAAGUUACUAGUCAACGUUCUUGGGUCUACGCUUCAUUUACCAUAAG
Molecule: messenger RNA, 5791 nt
Organism: Coffea eugenioides
Lineage: Eukaryota; Viridiplantae; Streptophyta; Magnoliopsida; Gentianales; Rubiaceae
Exons: 10
Coding region: 111-3626 (1171 amino acids)
Biological process (GO): snRNA 3'-end processing
Cellular component (GO): integrator complex
Source: RefSeq, a predicted model, not a curated record